Molecule: messenger RNA, 2223 nt
Organism: Hippocampus zosterae (dwarf seahorse)
Lineage: Eukaryota; Metazoa; Chordata; Actinopteri; Syngnathiformes; Syngnathidae
Gene: soul5l
Product: heme-binding protein soul5, like
Exons: 7
Coding region: 143-1117 (324 amino acids)
Cellular component (GO): cytoplasm
Source: RefSeq, a predicted model, not a curated record
CCCCCCCCCCCCCUUCCGGCGCGAUGCGGUGCUGGGCAAGAAGUUGGUGCCGUCAUAUUGCAGCACACCUCACCACCACUCGCACAUCAACCUCACGGCGUCUCCCAACGUUUCUGCGGAAGGACACACGCGCCCCGGAAGCAUGACAUUAAUGUCAGUUUGGGCCGUGUUGGCCAUUGUGGUUACCACGGAAGCAAGUGUUGGCCCGAGCACCAGUGGCAGCUUUUGCACUGAGACAAAGGAAUGCCUGGACUUUGAGGCGGUCUGCAAAACCGAUGAAUAUGAAGUCCGACACUACAGCCCCACCCGCUGGGUGUCAACAGACGCCGAGGCCUAUUUCAUGGGUGUGGGUGCUGCCAUGGCAUUCAGGAGACUUUUUCAGUACAUCACCGGCGCCAAUGAAGCAGGCAUCCAGAUGGAGAUGACCGCUCCCGUGUUGGUUAAAAUCCCGGAGGAGACAAAAAUGUGGGAGCUGGCCGUUUACACGCUUCACUUCCUGCUGCCGCAAGCGUACCAAGACAAGCCGCCCGCACCCACCAAUGACAAAUUGUAUUUCACCGAGAUGCCCGAGAUGGACGUCUACGUGCGCAGCUAUGGAGGUUGGAUGUUAUCGGUGACGUCCAGGCUUCAUGCGCACCUGCUGACCACAGAGCUGGAGAGAGUGCGGGCGCCCUACAACCACACCUACCACUACGGCGUCGGCUACGACAGUCCCUUCAAGCUUCUCAACAGGCACAACGAGGUGUGGUACGUGGCUGAGGGGCCGCCUGUGUGCUCAGAUCCACAGGAGCCCACUCCCGCUCACACCCCCAAGAUGACACCCAGCCCUCCCGCCAAUCUCUCUUCGGAUCCCCUCGCAGUCUCCGCCUCCCUCACAGCCACCAACCUGACGUCAUCCAACACCUCGGACACGCCGGCUGACGCAUCCACCGACAUGCCGCCGAGCCCCUCUUCUUCUCGCCUCUGGGUUAACCUGAGCUCCACCCCCACCUCGGUUAAAGUCCCGACAGACGUGGCGCCCAACACCACCUGGUCCGCCUCCACGGCCCUCUCGCUGGAACCUCAGGGGGAGAUCGCCAUGGGGAACAGCACCGAGCCCCAACAAGAUAGCGUCUAAGUGGAGGCGUGCUGUUUCACUACGACACCCAUGUUAGCUCAUUGUGCUGCACUAGCCACAGAAAACUGCAUCGGUGUUGGUAUUAGCUGCUGAGUUAUGCUCAGACUGCCGCUAAAAUUGGCAUUGUAUAAUUCAGUGUUUCUCAACCUUAUUUGGAAAUGAGGCACAUAUGUAUUUUAACGGGGAAAAAAAUCCGAUACUCCUGGACUGACCUAUUCACAGGUUUUGUUUUGAUGCCCGGCCGGCCUCCAUUCGUCAUUGUUUUUGUGCUUGGGCUAAAACAUAAUAAUUGUGCUUUGGCUCCAUCUACUUUGAUGCAGAGGAACUACAGUAUUAUUAAGUAGAACAGCGCUAUAUAGUCCUUUGCCGCCACCUUGUGUCUGCUUAGUUGAGCACAAAACUACUGUGAUGGUCCUGUUGCACAUGAAGAAAGAGCAUUCAUUUUGCCCCGCAGAUGGAUGAACUAAGAUACUUUAUUUGUCACAAAGGAAUCAUUUUUGGACCAAUUGGAUACUUUCCCGUGGCACUGAGAAUCACUGGUAUGAUCAAGCUUUGAUAAUUUUGAUUCUAUCCACCACAUGUACGACCAUGUAUAGUAAGGCGUUUUUAGCUGAAAAAAACGACCACGUAUAGUAACAUACUCAUGUUGUCGUUCAUUGUAACUUUUGCGCAUUAACGCAUGCUGGCGCUUGGAUAGCUUUGUUGAAUUGUGUGAACACAUUUUAGGAGCCAAAGUACUGUUACAUUACAAUUAAAACGAAUGAAAGUGAAGUUAAAAGGAUUAUGACAUAAAUAUGCUUCUUCUGGAGCUUCGUCUUUAAUAUUGUGAAUUGAACCCGUGUAGAGCAUGCAGUCUCCACACUUCGCCGAAAGAUAGUGACGGGAUUUUCGGCUCUUUUCGGUGGUGCACUUCAUUUGGAUCAGACGGCUGUUUUUGGCUCUAAAACGGUUCUUUUAACUUGAGCUUUUCUUUUAAAUAUUAAUGACAAAUUUAGCAUACGUUUUGAUAAAUGACUCUGUGGACUAAAUAUUGCACUCUACUGACUGCAAAUAGCAACAAUUAUCAAGCAAAGAAAUGGCUUUUUACUUAUUUUACUGAACAUUAU